UCUGAUACUUCACAGAGCCGCUCAGAUACUUCAUGUCAUGCUGCCAUCUAUCGUCCAUUUGCAAUAUUGCUUGAUGCUUGUCCUACUCCCAAACACUAGAGGUCCUCAUCAAAAUGAACCAUUGGUGCGAAUACUUGUGUUUUUCGUACAAGCCCUUGUCCUGAGAAAACCUUUUCAGUGUUUGUCGGAAGAGAAACUAAACAAUUACAUUAAUUUUCUUCUAUCAAUGGCUUCUACGCUCCAGCGAUACAAGUGGCUCACCAUUGAGUGACGAUGGCAGUGGCCAUGUCACGCGUCAGGGCUGCCCUGAUGCUCCACAGAGCCGUCCCUCAGCCUCAGCAGUGUCUCCUGGCGUCUCUUCAGCUGGCCAGGACAUUGGUCUGCAAGGCUGUCGAAACGCCCCCUGCAGCAGAGACGCCACCGGAGGCCGAGAAAAAUACGGAGAACAAGCUCCUGCUGGACAACCUGAAGGUGUUGGGUGUGGACGUGCCGAUGGCUCGCAAGCGUCAGCCGGGUGUGCUCAGGAGGACGGAGACUAACGAGCACGGGCUGGUGACCUUCCUGAAGGCCAAGGGCGCGGACCGCGAGACCGUGGCCAGCAUCAUCUCGCGUUUCCCACGCGCAAUCACACGCUCCAGACAGCACCUGGAGGAGCGCUGGCAGCUGUGGCGCAGCGUCUUCCAGAGCGACCAGGAAGUGGUCAGCAUCCUCCACCGCUCGCCCGAGUCCUUCUUCCGCUCCAGCGACAACGACAACCUGGAGAAGAACAUCGUGUUCCUCAGCUCACUGGGACUCGACUCCAGGGAUCUCCAUCGCUUGCUCACCACGGCGCCCAGAACCUUCUCCAACAGCGUGGAGCUCAAUCGUCAGAUGGUCGAGCUGCUGCAGGACAUCUGCCACACUCUGGGGGGCACCCAGCCCAGUAAAUUCGCCAAGGCGGUGAUCUCGAAGAACCUAUACAUCCUGAUCCGCAGUACCAAGCGUGUGGAAGCCAACGUGAAGUUUUUCCGGGAGGCGCUGGGGCUGCGCGACUCCCUGCUGCUGGCGUUCCUGCAGGGCAGCGGCGCGGACAUCCUGGACAUGUCACACGACAUCCUCAGGAGAAACUUCCGGAUGCUGCAGGAGAAGCUGACGUCCGUGGGCGGCAGCAAGAAAGACUCGAUCACCAUCAUUGUAAACUAUGCCUCCGUGCUCUACCUGUCGCCCGAGCGCCUCAGUGAGAAAGUGGACUGUCUGCUGAGGGAAGGGAUCUCGGUCGGGCAGAUUGUCCAGAAGCCAAAGGUUCUGGACUUCAGCCUGGAGAACCUGAAGUGGAGAAUGGAUGAACUGAGGAAGCUGCACUAUGACUUUGGCAUCAACGGCAUUACAGUGCUGGACACCAGUAAGAAGAGGUUUGAGGCCAAAUUGAUAAAGCUUAGUGCCCUUGAAUGAUUAUUUUAUUUAUGUUUGUCUGGAUGAAUGAUUUCAUGGUGUAAUGAAUGAGUGCAGAAUAAAAUGACUAUUUUGGGAAGCAAGUUCA
Molecule: messenger RNA, 1519 nt
Organism: Engraulis encrasicolus (European anchovy)
Lineage: Eukaryota; Metazoa; Chordata; Actinopteri; Clupeiformes; Engraulidae
Product: transcription termination factor 1, mitochondrial
Exons: 5
Coding region: 274-1431 (385 amino acids)
Biological process (GO): termination of mitochondrial transcription; regulation of DNA-templated transcription
Cellular component (GO): mitochondrial matrix
Molecular function (GO): double-stranded DNA binding
Source: RefSeq, a predicted model, not a curated record